AUGGCAGAAUCAAUCGCUUCGCGCCAGGAAACGGUUAUUUCCCUAGACAAAGAUGAGGCCAAAGUGGUUUACUUGAAGCCGCAAUCGCAAAUCAAUAAGCAUGACAUCAAACAGUACUUGCGCACCAGAAUACCGACGUUGUUUCCUACAAGACAGUCGAUUCGGGAUGCCAGGAAACAGUAUCCAAUCAAUCCUUUCCCAGCGUUGCGGUCUUUGAAUUGGUUGCAGACGCAGUAUUUCAUUGUUGGGUUUCUAGCAUGGACGUGGGACGCGUUGGACUUUUUCGCUGUGUCAUUGAACAUGACCAACUUGUCCAAGAGUUUGCACAGGCCGGUGAAGGACAUUUCGAAUGCGAUAACGUUGGUUUUGUUGUUGAGAGUUGUCGGUGCGUUGAUUUUCGGGUACUUGGGUGACCGGUACGGUAGAAAAUACCCAUUCUGUCUCACAAUGGUGCUUAUUGUGGUGAUCCAGAUCGGUACAGGGUUUGUCAAGACGUUCCCAGCGUUCUUAGGUUGCAGGGCAAUCUUUGGUAUUAUCAUGGGGUCUGUGUUUGGUGUUGCGUCUGCCACUUCGUUGGAAAACGCUCCGGUCAAGGCACGGUCGAUUCUUUCCGGUAUUUUCCAGCAAGGAUAUGCGUUUGGAUACCUCUUGGGUGUCGUGUUCCAAAGGGCCAUUGUUGACAAUUCAUCACACGGGUGGAGGUCUAUCUUCUGGUUCAGUGCUGGUCCACCAGUUCUUUUCAUCGCAUGGAGAUUGAUGCUACCAGAGUCCCCUCAAUACGUCGAGAGAGUGCGCUUGGAGAAGUUGGAGAAUGACGGCCAGAACCAGUUCUGGAAGAAUAUGAAGCUCGCUUGCAGCCAGUACUGGUUGAGCAUGAUCUAUUUGGUGUUGUUGAUGGCAGGUUUCAACUUUUCGUCGCACGGUUCCCAGGACCUUUUCCCCACAAUGUUGACAGCCCAGUACCAUUUUUCAGAGGAUGCAUCCACAGUGACGAAUUCUGUCGCCAAUUUGGGCGCUAUAGCUGGUGGUAUCUCUAUAGCACACUUUUCUUCAUUCUUAGGACGUCGUUUAUGCAUAUGUAUAUGCUGUAUUGGAGGUGGUGCCAUGUUGUACCCAUGGGGGUUCGUGUCUUCGAAGUCCGGGUUGAAUGCUGCGGUCUUCUUUUUGCAAUUCUUCGUGCAAGGUGCAUGGGGUAUCGUUCCAGCACAUUUGGCUGAGUUGGCUCCUGCAGAACUCAGAGCUCUAAUCACAGGUGUUGCUUACCAGCUUGGUAACAUGAUUUCCAGUGCUUCUUCUACUAUUGAAUCCACCAUCGGGGAAAGGUUCCCAAUAAAGGGACAUGAAGGAACAGGAACGUACAACUACGGGAAAGUGAUGUGCAUUUUUAUGGGAUGUGUGUUUGCAUACCUCAUGAUCGUGACCAUGCUAGGACCUGAAAACAAAGGUGGUGAGUCGAGAUUGUCCACCCUCUUAAUCGAUGACGACAUUGAAUCUCAGAAUAAUGUAUCGUUUGAAAAUGCACCAGGGCUAACCGAAGCUCAAGACAUGAGCUUUAAACCUGAGGUCCAAUACAAAGAACGGAUAUAA
Kluyveromyces marxianus DMKU3-1042 is the source of this 1587-nucleotide messenger RNA. It is a transcript of the gene JEN1, whose product is annotated as putative sialic acid transporter. The coding region runs from base 1 to 1587 and encodes 528 amino acids. The transcript has a single exon. The record is from RefSeq and is a predicted model, not a curated record. Gene Ontology annotation, biological process: plasma membrane lactate transport. Lineage: Eukaryota; Fungi; Ascomycota; Saccharomycetes; Saccharomycetales; Saccharomycetaceae. Gene Ontology annotation, molecular function: secondary active monocarboxylate transmembrane transporter activity. Gene Ontology annotation, cellular component: plasma membrane.